AUGGAUCAAUCAAAAUGGCCUAUUGGAUUUGUUCCAGAGCCUGAUUUGCAGGGACUUCAACCCUUGUCCUCUGAAGAUAGCAGACUAAAAAGUUUGAACCCUUCAAAAUCAAGACUUCUUCUAAACAGACAGGAAGAAAGAAGAGUGCCUGAAGGAGGAAGAGAGAAUAGGAGAGACCAAGCGAGGGGAUCAUGGACAGAGAUUGGCAAUAUACAGUCAGAGCCUCAUUAUUCGACUCGGUAUCAACGAGGCCCAUUAUCGACAGAGAGAGGCAAUGUGCAGUCAGAGCCUCGUUAUUUGACUCGGUAUCAACGAGGGCUCGCUAAUGGGCGGAGGUUCAGGGUGAACCUGGACAGGAUGUCAGGAGCUGGAAAAGGCAGAGGACGACCUGCUAGAGGCAGAGGUCAGGGAGGUGUCGGUCGUGGUGGUGUUAACCAUGACGAUGUUCAGUUAGAGGAUGCACCUCAUGUGCCAAAUCCUAUGAUUGGAUUUAUCAGAGAUAUCCGCAAAUUGGGGGCUGUUGAAUUUGCUAGAGCUACCGAUCCACUUGAUGCUGAGAAGUGGAUUGAAGAUAUGGAAAAGUAUUUUGAGAUGAUGGACUGCACUGAGGUGCAGAAAAGGAAGAUUGGUGCAUUUCUUUUAUCUGGUGAGGCGCGCCAGUGGUGGCAGUCAGAGACCAGGAUGGUUGUGGACAUUACAACUAUGACCUGGGAUGAUUUUAAAACUCGGUUCAAUGACAAAUACUUUCCAAAAUCAGUGAAGGAGAAGAAGGCAGCAGAGUUCAUGCAGCUGGAACAGAAUAAUGAGAUGUCAGUUAGUGAGUAUGAGAGGAAGUUUACAGAGCUAUCCCGAUUCGCUCCUCACAUUGUUGCGAAUGAGUUACAUAAGGUUAGAAAGUUUGAGCGAGGAUUGGUCUCUUAUGUGAAGAAGUUUGUGGUGGGUCAUCGUUUUGACACUUAUGCUAGAGUGGUGGAAUGUGCUAUGGCAGUAGAGGAGAAUAAUAACAUUGCCUUUCAGAAACAGAAGGAGCGUAGGGCAGAACAGAAAGGUAAGGGGGCUAGCAGCACUCAACAGAAUCAGAGUAGCUCUCAACAGAAUCAGAGGGGUCAGCAGCAGCAGACUCAGAGAAACUGGCAGGGUCAAUCUUGGCAGAGAGGUAGACAAGAUUGGCGAGCAGGAAAACGGCAGAGAGUUGGUGAAGGUGAGCAAUCCACAGCUUUAGUACCAGCCACACCUCAUGAUGCACAGCCAUAUCAGUUCAGCGGGCAUUGCUACAAUUGUCGUGAGCAAGGACAUUUGGCUCGUAAUUGUCCCAAGCCUCACAAGAAUAACCAGCAGAAAGGUCAGGCACCACAGCAACAAGGAGGUGCAAGGGUUUAUGCAGUUGUUCCAGAUGGGAGACAGGAUCGUACACCACCAACAGUGGAAGGUACACUUACUAUUUAUGGCAGUAUAGCUAGAGUACUAUUUGAUUCAGGUUCUUCAUAUUCUUUAAUUGCACUAUCAUUUGUGAAUACACUGGGAUUAGAACCUGGACAUAUAAGUAAUGCCUUAUCUAUUACAACUCCACUCGGGAGCGCGACGACACUUGAUAGAAUAUGUCGUGCUUGCCCUGUUACAGUUGGGGAGUUGGAGUAUCCUAUUGAUUUAAUAGUAUUACGUAUGAGAGAAUUUGAUGCUAUACUGGUGUCAGAGUAUGCAGAUGUGUUUCGGGAUAUUCCGAGUUUGCCUCCUAAGAGGGCAGUGGAUUUCUGCAUCGACCUCACUCCUGGUAUUUCACAUAUCUUUAGGGCACCCUACAGAAUGGCGCCAGUUGAAUUGAGUGAGUUGAAAAAGCAGACUCAAGAGUUGCAAGAUCAGGGGUUUAUUCGACCUAGCACAUCACCUUGGGGAGCACCUGUUUUAUUUGUCAAGAAGAAAGAUGGGUCACUCCGCUUAUGUGUUGACUACCGUGCGCUAAAUAAGGUCACUAUUAAGAAUAAGUACCCAUUGCCACGCAUUAAUGACUUGUUUGAUCAAUUUAGAGGGGCGCAGUUGUUUUUUAAGAUUGACUUGAGGAUUGGAUACCAUCAACUGAGGAUUAAGGAGGAGGAUAUUCCUAAGACUGCCUUCAGGACUCGUUAUGGCCUCUAUGAGUUUUUAUUUGUUGUAGUAUUUGUUGAUGACAUCCUGAUAUAUUCCAAGACGAAGGAGGAGCAUGAGAGACACUUGAGCAUUACACUUCAGACUUUGCGUGAGCAUCAGCUCUAUGCUAAGUUUGAGAAGUGUGACUUUUGGCAUGAGCAGAUUCAGUUUUUGGGGCAUGUGAUCUCUAAGGAUAGAGUUUCAGUAGAUUCUGCCAAGGUGGAGGCUGUGAUGAGUUGGAAACGGCCUACUACUGUCACUAAGAUUCGUAGCUUCUUAGGACUGGCAGGAUACUACAGGCGCUUUAUUGAGGGUUUCUCCAAGAUUGCUGCACCUUUGACCCGGUUGACUCGGAAGGAUGUGAAGUUUGGUUGGGACCACCGCUAUGAGCAGGCGUUUGAGGAGCUGAAGACGAGAUUGACAUCAGCACCAAUGCAUCACAUCAGGGUCUUGACUAUGUAUUGA
Messenger RNA from Cornus florida, 2589 nucleotides. RefSeq lists its product as uncharacterized. The record is from RefSeq and is a predicted model, not a curated record. Gene Ontology annotation, biological process: proteolysis. NCBI's taxonomy places the organism in Eukaryota, Viridiplantae, Streptophyta, Magnoliopsida, Cornales, Cornaceae. Bases 1 to 2589 code for a protein of 862 amino acids. The transcript has 5 exons. Gene Ontology annotation, molecular function: aspartic-type endopeptidase activity; nucleic acid binding; zinc ion binding.